UUUCGCCUGUCAUUUGUCAAGAGAAAAUAACCUUGAUCACUUGCGAAGCGAAUUUGUGAAGAAAACAAACAAGAAAUGGCGUUAAUUCCAAAUCUUUUCGGCGAGAGGACGGCGGACAGAGGCUUCUACAGACCGAUCAACCAAAUUGUGCCACAUGAUUACUUCAAGCCAUUCGAAAAUAUGUUCAGACAAAUGGAGCAACUCUCAUCUAUCAUGAACAACAUUGCUAUGAAGGGAAAGAACGAAGCGGAUUACGAAAAAUUCCAAGUCAACGUGGACGUCCAGCACUUUACCCCGGAAGAAAUCGGUGUGACAGUUGUUGACGGAUUUGUAACAGUGGAGUGUAAACAUGAAGAGAGGAGAGAUGAGCACGGUUAUGUUUCCAGACAGUUCGUAAGGAAGUACAAGUUGCCCGAAGGUUGUUUACCAGACACAGUUGAGUCCAGCCUUUCGUCAGAUGGAGUGCUUACAGUGACCGCGCCAAAAGUUCUACCUAUGCCGUCGAUUGGGGAAAGGAUCGUGCCAAUUAUCAAGACUGGACCGGUCAAGAAGCAGAUUGAGCAGUAAUUGUUAUUUUUUAUUAUAUUCUCGUGUAUAUAUUUCAAUUGCUAUUUUUAUAAUCCAUUGCAAUAUAAAAUUCAAUUGUGUUCAAGAUACAAUUUGUAUUUUCUUGUAAAAUUUAAAGUGAACCUAUCUACUAUCUGUGUAUUGUGAUUCCGGUUUUUUUUCUAGUUAUGUAAAGACUGAAUAUCUGCCUAGUUUUUUUUAUUAAUUAUUAAGUAAGUAAUUAAUGUUUAUAAAAUCGAUGUAUUAUAAUUUAUAAUAUAGCUACCUAAUUGCUACUAGAUUUAAAUAAGUACAUACUUAAAUAAAAGUAAUUCAAAUUUUAAA
Messenger RNA from Bicyclus anynana (squinting bush brown), 891 nucleotides. RefSeq names its product protein lethal(2)essential for life-like. The transcript has a single exon. Bases 76 to 567 code for a protein of 163 amino acids. Gene Ontology annotation, biological process: protein refolding; response to heat. NCBI's taxonomy places the organism in Eukaryota, Metazoa, Arthropoda, Insecta, Lepidoptera, Nymphalidae. Gene Ontology annotation, molecular function: protein folding chaperone. The record is from RefSeq and is a predicted model, not a curated record.